Molecule: messenger RNA, 981 nt
Organism: Drosophila obscura
Lineage: Eukaryota; Metazoa; Arthropoda; Insecta; Diptera; Drosophilidae
Exons: 2
Coding region: 98-907 (269 amino acids)
Source: RefSeq, a predicted model, not a curated record
CUCUCCACGUUGGCUUAGCGAACUACUUGAAAUGUAAAAAUGUUUGAGCCCGAGCUGGAACGGAGAACUUGCGGCAACUUUGAAGGCUCACAUAAUUAUGCACCUUGCGCCGCCAUGCACCCUGGCCCUCGUCUACGUACUGCUAAUCUCUGCCACAGCCAUCGAGAGCUACCAGCUGCCAGGGCAACGUCAACAGCGGCGGCCACGUCAGCAGUGUCAGCAAAGGAAGAUGAACAAAGAUAUGGGGAAAUGUGACGGUAAUUCGCUAAUGGGCCUGGGGGGUAGAAACUCGAAAAAAACUUCCACCAACAUUGCCCAGAAGGCUGCCGAGGAGGCCAAACAGGCCUCCGACACGCAGCAGUCAGCGGCGGCGGCUGCUGCUCAUCAGGUCAAGAACGAAUUCGCAGACCGGGCAAAAUCUGCAGCCAAUGCGGCGGAGGCAGCACUAGCGGGCAAGCAGCAGAUCGUCGAGCAACUAGAGCUGGAGGUGCAGGAGGCCCAGGGCGUUGUCCAGGAGGAGAGCGCCUCUCUCGUAAGCUCGGAGGACAAUGUCCAAGCUGCCGUCACUUCGCUCAAGCAAGCACAGAUGCUCCUGCAAGCCCUUCUCGCCGUCAUCAAGAUUGCCGAGGGGAAUAUCGGACACGCAGAGGCAGCGGCCGAAGGAGCCAGACAGGAGCUGGCCGAGAGGAAUCAGCUCGUUGACGCCGCUCGCGGCCGGGUAGAGAUGCUGCUCAAGCAAUUGCAGUGCGCCCAGACUGACUACAAAAACACCAAGAAGGCGGCCAACAAGGCUGCCUGUGCCGCGGCCGAGGCCAAAGAGAAGGCGGCCAGAGAUCGACGAUCAUAUGGGAGGGGAUACCGUUCUCGGCUGAGGCAAGAGCAGCAGCAGGAAGAGAAGGAUUGGUAACAGAGCAAACAGCGUUAUAUUUUAUAAUUAUUGUUUUUAAUUAAAGUUUUUUGUUUGAUUUUUAUGAACUUAAA